Messenger RNA from Penicillium olsonii, 696 nucleotides. The record is from the annotation of a GenBank genome assembly. NCBI's taxonomy places the organism in Eukaryota, Fungi, Ascomycota, Eurotiomycetes, Eurotiales, Aspergillaceae.
AUGUCGGCCUCGAUCUUGCAUCAGUGUCCCCAGUGCGGGCACGUCUCUGAUAUUUCCAACGCACUCGCAGCAUUUAUCGAGAACCCCCACUGUACACAGUGCGGCUUAUCUGCGUCGGAAAGCAACCAGAAGAUGCAAGAUGAACUCGCUGCGUUGUUUGAUAGGCAAAUGAACAUGACUCCAUUUCCUCCAGUCAAGAGUUCCAUUGGUGCACCCCAAGAGCCAGAUCACUCGAAUAAUUUUCAGCAUUAUCAAUCAUCACCGCUGGGUCAAGCCCUCGGACACUCAAGUGUGGAUGUGUUGAGGUAUCGAGGGUUGGAUCCAGAUAGCCUCACGCCGGGUCAAAUGGGGCUUUUCGAGAACGCCGACGCAGAGCAGAGAGAGAGGCUGAUCCAGACGUGGCAACUUUAUUCCCAGAUUGGUGAUAGCAGCCCCUCCGACUCCUCCAUGACGGAUUCCGCCAUGGAGGACGAUGAAACCAUAUCCGCCGAACCUUACAUGAUCUCCGGCUACGAGACUAGCACUCCUCUUCCCAAAGAGCCCACUACAGGGGCACCAUAUGCUGGCUCUAGUGACCCCGUGUACCAAAACCAACAAUGGUGGGAAUUGACCAAAGCUGGUCCCAUCGAAUCAGGCUAUGGAGCGUUUGAGGAGAUGAGAAGAUACUAUCCCAGCUGUGGGGUAUAUCGUUGUUAG